AUGGGGCGCAAGCGUAAACGGGCAAGAGCAUCCCCUCCAGCUGAAGAAGAAGGGAAUGGACCACCGACACCAACAUCAGCACGAAGUUGCACCACACCCUCAGCAGCCCAAGAAGCGGCGGCAGCGGCAGGUGCGGCGGCGGCGGGGGGAGCCAACCCAACCAUCAGCGAUCCCCCCACCACCACCUCGCCAACAUCGGAGCAAGACGCGCUUGUUCUCAAUCCUGCGGCCGGCAAAGGCGACGACGUCACCGAUGAAAUAACGGAAGAAGAGGACGAGGAUAGUCCAGGGAUGCCUGGGAUACCGUGGGCCUUGCCACAGCAGCAGCAGUCCAGUCACUACGACGAGCAGCAAGAUGAGGUUGAGGAGGGAGAGGAGGGAGAAGAAGAGGAGGACCAAGAGGAAAGCAGAAGAAGCAGCAGCAGCAGUGAUGACGCGUACGGAAUCGGGUCGAGUCCGUCACCGGCGACGACAUCAGACCCCAACAACCGGUGGAAACAGCAUCCCGAUCGACGACGAAAGUUGGCUAGCGGCGGCGGGCAGCGAGGCGGGACGUCAGGACGGCGUCCAGACAGAAACACAACAGCGGGGGGCAGGGGGCAAACCGGAGGGUGGGGUCAGGCGUGUGCGGGCAAUGGAGAAGCGCAAACCGACUGGGACGAAGACGAUCGUGCUGCUGUGUAUGCGGACGGAUACUACGGGCCGCGUGCAAGCCCGCCCCCGCCUUGCACCUUGUUCGAGCCCCGCAAGGGCAAGGUACACCGCGUAGCCGGCGGUGUGUCUGCAGCUGCCGACGACACACCCGGCGCGUUAGUGGUGGGCCUGGACUCCCUCGAGAAGCUAUGCUUCGUCGGCGCAGCGCUUGUGCGGUGCGGCCGCGGCCAGGCCGACCUGUCGGGCUUCACCCUGCUCCCAGAGGCGUGGGGGCCGUACGUCGAGGCGCACUCGCCACCCUGGAUGGGCUUGCUGGUGCUGCGUGCAUUGGACGCGGAAGAUCGCCCGGACGCAGCAGUAGCCCGUGGCAGCACUGCUACAGAUGACGCGGGUGCUGCUAACGACGACCAGAUGGAGAACGAGAUCGAGGAGGCGAUCGAUAGGAUCGCCGAACAUUUCCCCGUAGUGGUGGUGUUCAAGUCGCUGUCCGGUCGCAGGCCGUUGAAGUUUUUGUCGGCGCAGGCCGACGCCGACGCUCUUUAUGCGCCGAGUAUUGGCGCCGACGACAGCUCUGACCCUGUAGCCGAAAGUCAACCACCUCAAAAUAACCGUCGCUGGGGUUUGCGAACGGCGGAGGGUUGCGAGUUGGGGGGGGGGCAUCAAGAUGACACGGAAACGGUGACCACCUGCAGCCCACCUCUCGUGGCGUCAGGGUGCACCGGCGACGUCCUCGAUGGUAACUUCGCGGCCGAGCUCCGUCUCCCGGGAAUGCAGGUGGUAACGACCGAAGCAGCCGGGCUGCGCCCGCUCACCAUACCUCAAGACUGGGCGAACGCCAUCGACGCCGUGCUUGCGUCGCCACCCCGUCCAGCCGGCGGCUUUCGCAUCGACUCGGUGCUUGUCUGCGGGGCCAAGGGCGUAGGGAAGAGCACCCUAUGUCGCUUCCUCGCGAACAGAAUGCUCGGCCGGCACCGGGAAGUUGCCUACAUGGACUGCGACCUAGGACAGCCUGAAUUCACGCCUCCGGGACAAGUAUCCCUCCACCUGCUCAACACCCCAGUGGUGGGCCCGCCGCACGCCAACCUCAGGCAUCCGCACCUGGCGUACUUCAUUGGCACGACCACCUCCAAACCGGAGCCGCUACUCUACUCGGCGGCGGUUCGCGCCCUUGCCGAGCGCGCCAGCGAAGGGGUUGUGGGCGGAGCUGAGCAGCAGCAGCAGCAGGAGGCGGAACGGUCUGCGUCCUUUUUCGCGGGCGGUGCCCCCCCGCCCACCCCCCUCGUUGUCAACACGGACGGUUGGGUGAAGGGCAUGGGGGAAGACCUCCUCGGCGCGGUGAUCGACGCGGUUCGCCCCCGACACAUCGUCCAGAUCCUGGGCACGUCUACCGCGAAGUCGUUCGAGCUCGACCUCGCCCGCUUGCCCGAGGGGUGCGAGGUCCACCGCGUCGGGGCCUGGUCGCCGCCCCCGGUCCCCUCGGGAGGAACGCCGAACCCGUCUCGUCCCUCGCCUCAAGACCAGCGAACCCUCCGCCUGGUCGCGUACUUUCUCGGGCAGGGGCAGGGGGCCCGCAGUUGCGGCGAUGCUUUCCCAGGCGGGGUGUCACCGGGUUAUCUUUUGGGCGAGGCAGAGGCAGCCCCCACGGCAGCAGCCGUUGCGGGAAGGCAACAAGGAGCGGGUUCUGCGGUUUCCGGAGCCGAGGAUAGUUCUGUCGCUGGUGGGCUCGCAGAAGGCUUAGUUGACGGGGAAAAGGUUACGGGCAGCGACAGCGGGCGGUUGAGACACGCGAGCAUGCGGGGAGGGAAGAUGUACGACCUGGACCACGAGGUGGCGGUUCUGCUGGCGUCCGCGAGGCCUCGACGGGUGCCGUUUCGGGCGGUCCAGAUCAGGAUCAUGAACGGCUCAGUUUCGCCGAGCCUCGUUCUGUACGCUAUCAACGGCGCGCUUGUCGGACUUGUGGCAAUGGCUAGGCAGCCUUGGGAAGGAGGGAGAAGCGGCAGUGUUGGUGGCGGUGCCGAGCGGCCGCCGGGAGAGGGCUUGGUAUGCUUAGCCGAGACACCUUUGGCACCGUGCGUAGGUCUUGGAAUCGUGCGGUCUGUCGACGUCGAGAAGCGAGUGCUGUACGUGUUAACGCCCGAGCCACCGGAGGUGUUGAGAGAUGUAAACGUGUUGGUGAUGGGGCCGUUGCAGCUGCCGAUGGUGAUGCUCUAUGACCCGAACUGGUGCUCACACCCGUACUUCUCCUCGGAGGUAGUUGGUGGGGGGGUCAUCAAGAAGCGGAACAAUUUGUUGCGAAGAGGGGGACAGCACGCGUAG
Molecule: messenger RNA, 2970 nt
Organism: Ectocarpus sp. CCAP 1310/34
Lineage: Eukaryota; Phaeophyceae; Ectocarpales; Ectocarpaceae
Source: the annotation of a GenBank genome assembly